AUGCAGAUAAGAAAUGCCUCCACAUUUCGAUUAAGUGGUCUGGAGCCGUCCCUGUGCUCGGUGCAUAGGCCGUCGGGUUCUCUCAAUUAGCACCUGAGCAGCCCACUGGGCUGGCCCAUCCGACUGUGCCCCCAAAACUGGGGUCUCCAGCGGCUCAGUAUCCAUUGUGUCACACGCGCGAGUGAACGUCUCUCUCUCGAUCGGUAGCCAAUCCGUCCCAGCUCUAGCUCUAGCUCCAGCUCCCAGAGUGAAAACCGAAAGUGAUCCGUACGACAUACGAUUACCAUGUCUGCCGGUGGCCGUUCCUCGCAGCUUUUGGUCCUCGUGGCCAUCUUCUUCAGCAGCUACAUAGUGGGCAUCUACAGUGCGGCCCGUGCCAGCAGUUUGUCCUUAACUUCAGAGACGAAGGCUAAUGAAACCCUGCUCCUGGCGAAUGAUACCCAACUCUUGGAUGACGGCAACUCCAGCUUGGCGCGCAGUGGAUCGCGACAUCCUCGCUGGUUUCCCUUCUACACAAUCGGUCGCUUCUCCAACGACAUUUGUAUUGGCAACAACCUGCUCCUGGGCACCUGCGUCAUCAACGGCGAGUGCUCGGACAACAGCGGAGUGGCGGCGGGCAGCUGCUCCUCCAUCACAGCGCAGGCCAUUUGCUGCAUUUAUCAAAGGACAUGCGGAGCAAGUACUUCCUAUAACAAUACGUACUUCUACAACAGCAACUAUCCGGCUCCUUAUGGCGGCGGCGGACGGUGCUCCAUUGUGGUCACUCCACCGGACUCGACCAUCUGCCAGCUGCGUGUGGACUUCCUGGCGCUAUCGCUGGCUCCACCGUCGGGCGAUGGAUCCUGCGCCACGGAUGCGUUGACCAUCACUGGAGGAGCCUCGCAAGUGCCCAGCAUUUGUGGCGAGAACGCCGGUCAGCAUGUGUAUGUGGACUUUAACGGCGUCAAUCCGAUCACCAUCUCGGUGGCCACCUCCGGAAGCUAUACAUUCAACCGCAACUGGCAGUUCCAGAUCAGGAUGCUGGGAUGCUCGUCGGCCACUUUGGCUCCGGCCGGUUGCCUGCAGUACUACAUGCCCAGCAGCGGCACCCUGGCCAGUUUUAACUACAAUUCGGCAGCUGCCUCCGCUCUCAAUUCCAUAGGAGUGCAGGGCACCAGGCAGUUGGCGAACACCAACUAUGGUAUUUGCAUACGCAAGGCAACGGGAAUGUGCUCCAUCACCUACAGCCAGGUUGGCUCCGACACGUACUCCUUUACGCUGACCAACGAUGUGGGUGCAGUGGAUCCCACUCUGCUGGCCACCUCAUCCGUGCAGAGCCAGGAAUGCACCACCGACUACAUCAUCAUACCGGCGCCAACGCAGGGCGGAGUUUCGAUGCCCAGCGAUCGCUUUUGUGGACUGGGUCUGGUAUCCACGACCACGUCGGCGAAGCCCUUCGUUGUCUACACAGUCACCGAUAGUAACGAGGACAUGGACAUCUCGAAUCGUGGCUUCUACUUGUCGUAUUCGCAGAACGCAUGUCCAAUUCUGUAAAUAUAGUAUAAAAUAAAAGACUUGAUAAUCAUAGCAUAACUAAAAA
Drosophila santomea is the source of this 1579-nucleotide messenger RNA. RefSeq lists its product as uncharacterized. The coding region runs from base 286 to 1533 and encodes 415 amino acids. NCBI's taxonomy places the organism in Eukaryota, Metazoa, Arthropoda, Insecta, Diptera, Drosophilidae. The transcript has 3 exons. The record is from RefSeq and is a predicted model, not a curated record.